GUUGUCAUUAACUGUUGCCAUUAGUAACCAAUAACAAAGUCUAAAUUCUGAAAGGAAAAUACAGUUGUAUAUUUACAUAAUAUAAUUUGGUCUACCGCAAAUCAAUUAAUAAAUAAAUUGUGGCAUUGAGGAAUACCUUACUCUAGUCAGAAUGCCAUCAUACGAAGCUCCAUGUGUUGAACUUGGGAGUGCACCACAGACCCCAAGCGUGGUGGCGUCGCCAUCCCCAUCAGAAAUUUCUAGCGCAAGUUCUCCUGAACCACAAAACAUUCGAGCAACUCCGUUGUUUAGAGCUUUAGCAAUGACUCCACCCGAGCCUGAACAACCUCCUGGCCAGGAAGAGUUGGAGAGACGCCUGCCUGGCUACCGCCGCAUUGUUAUUCCCCGAGAGUUGACGUUGAUUGAACUAUUGAAACAAAGCAGUGGUGUGGUCACAGACGAAGAAGUUCUACAAAUUCGCGAAGCAAAACUUCGUGUCGUUGCAGAACGAGUCGGCUUACGCAGACUAAAUGUUCUCGCACCGAGACUUCGUUCAUUAACUCUUGAUGGGAGCGUUUUAUCUUCAUUGAGAGAUCUCGGUAUUGGGUUAGUUCACCUUAAGACACUGAGUAUAAAUCGGUGUGGAUUAAACAGUUUGGAUGGCGUCUGGGGUUUGGGGGCACUGCGCGAAUUGCAUGCCGCUGGCAAUCGUCUUCAAGAUCUGCAACCGCUUGCAGCACUACAAAAGUUGCAGACGCUCAAUUUGGCAGAUAAUCCUAUAUCGGAGAACGGUCGUCUGUGGACCCUUGGCGUGUGUGGCUCCCUCCGUCGACUCACACUCCGUGGAACUCCUAUGGAAGACUCGUUGCACUAUCGGUCCAGAGUUGCAUCUGCUUUGCCCAUGCUGGUAUACUUAGACGAUCGGCCGCUGCAUGUCGACAUUCAAUAUGAUUCUGACGAAAUUUUCGACAUCGCAUCCCUUUCCGAUUCUGAUAAAAGUGAUGCAGAGGAUGAAGCAAACGCGAAGCCUGAAGCGAUCGACUCUACACCCAUAGAACCAGAACCGGGGCCGUCGAGUCGCGAUCAGCUUGAAAAUUCUUACAAUCCAGAAGAAGACAAAGAAGUUGAGAAUACUACUAGAGUCCGGUUAUGUAGACGUCGACCAGCAACCACAGAGGGCGUGGGUUCGCGACCGCAGCGACCAGAGCUUCCACCGCGACCACGCACCGCUGUCGACCGACCAAACAUUGAGGAACCAACCAGACUUCAAAUAUUAAACACGCUAAUGGAUGAAGAAUGGCGCUGUAGUGGUAGCAAGCUAACAUCGUGUGGUGCUGUGUGUGGGAAUUUGGCGCGAGCCCUGAGACGUCCAACUGCUUAUUUCCAACGACGAAGCUUGGAGGCUGAGAAGGAGUUGGUUGAACAGACGAUGCAGGAUGCAACGCGGGCGUUGGCUGCAGAAAUACCGAGAGCUCCGCGGCUUGAAGAUUGGGCCAAGUUCAAACAGGAGACCGGGAUCGAUAUUGACAUUGACUUCAGUAGAACAUCAGCUGAUGUUGAUUCUUCACAAUUCAUCGAACGUUUAGAGCAAAUAGAAAAAGAAACGUCGGAAAGAUUAAAACACGGAGACAAUAAUGAUCAAGCGUCUAUCGCCAAUUUGCCUAAUGCAGCGAGUAUUUUUACCGACUGCACCAUGGCGUCAAUGAGUGAGUUAGAUAUAUGGCGAGCAGAACUUCCAACUUCCAGUACAAGAGAUUUAUUCACAUUGUUCAAUGAUUUGGAUAACGUGUGGUUAGGAAAUAAUGCUAAGAGAUAUGCUGACAACGAUGAUUCACAAGUUGACUAAACUUUCACAUUAGCAACAAGUCGUGAAAAUGGUGAUGUAAAGGUUUAAGGUUUGUAUGGAAAGUCUACGAGAUAUCAGUUUUUUAUUAUGAGUACGUACAAACGAAUGUGAUUUGAUGUCAAUGCCUUACUUGUUACGGAGAUAUCCUGAUUUUAGUAUUAUUUUACCAAUUUUCUAGGAAGAGAAGAGGCUUAAAGCAACUUUUAGCUUAGUUGAAAAACGUUUUGUAAUACCAAUGACUAUGAUAUUGUAUUAAUAUACACACCUUUGAUGUAAUAUUUUAUUGUGAUGUAACGUUUACAAUGUCUAUACGCAUUGUCAUAAUUAGUUGCUAUUGUCGAACAGGCUUCAUAAGUACUACGCGCGAAAUACAAUGCAUUUAAAUUUUAAUGUCAAAGAUACCUAACAACCGAUUCUUAGAAAUUUGUAUUUUUUAGUAGUAAAAUGUUGUGUUUAAAAUGUUUAUGUAAUGUUAAACGUGCUCUGUUUGUAUGAUGGUAGUAGCUUUAAAUAUACUGUAGAACUAUGGUUAUAUGCAUUUUUA
Molecule: messenger RNA, 2369 nt
Organism: Manduca sexta (tobacco hornworm)
Lineage: Eukaryota; Metazoa; Arthropoda; Insecta; Lepidoptera; Sphingidae
Exons: 11
Coding region: 152-1825 (557 amino acids)
Molecular function (GO): protein binding
Source: RefSeq, a predicted model, not a curated record